Exophiala xenobiotica is the source of this 1032-nucleotide messenger RNA. RefSeq lists its product as uncharacterized. Gene Ontology annotation, molecular function: hydrolase activity, hydrolyzing O-glycosyl compounds. The transcript has a single exon. Lineage: Eukaryota; Fungi; Ascomycota; Eurotiomycetes; Chaetothyriales; Herpotrichiellaceae. Bases 1 to 1032 code for a protein of 343 amino acids. Gene Ontology annotation, biological process: carbohydrate metabolic process. The record is from RefSeq and is a predicted model, not a curated record.
AUGCCGUUCAAAGACACCCUCAACCAGCUCAAGGGCCAGCUGAAGGACCUGCAACAAGGAGGUCAAAAAAUGCUGUCCGAGUAUCAAUCCAAGCACCAAUCUCAACCUCACUCUCAAUCUCAACCGGGAUACCCCGGCGCAUCCCAAUACCAACACCAACACCAACCUCAAUAUCAGUAUCAACAUCAACAUCAGCCACCUCCGGUCCCACACGGCACGCACCCAGGCGCGCCAGGUCCAGGUGCGCCGGCCGUCUACUGGCAACCGAGCUUCGACCCGUCGACACCCGUGGGCGCGUCCUGGGAGCACAAACAGGGCAACAACAACGGCUGGGGCAACAACGAAAUCGAGCAAUACACCUCGGAGCCGACCAACUCGUUCCACACACCGGACCACAAACUCGUGCUGCGGGCCAUCAGCCAACCGAACCACCCCGACCCAGCGCGCAAAUACACGUCGGCGCGGCUCGUUUCGCGACAACGCCUGUCGCGCGCCCGAGGCAGUCUGGUCGCGACCCUGACUCUGCCCUGCGCGCUGGGGAUCUGGCCGGCGUUCUGGCUCUUGCCGUUCGAGCCCUUCACGUGGCCGACGGACGGCGAGGUCGACAUCGCCGAGACGUGGAACGGCGACGGGGUGAAUCACUCGUGUCUGCACUGGGGGUUUUAUACGCCGCAGGACACGGAUAAGCACCGUGUCGUCGCCACCCCCGUGCACGACAUGCAGCAGGGCCGGCCCGUCAGGUUCGAGUUCGCGUGGUGGCAGCAUGACCAAAACCAGGGUCGGAUGGUCUGGUGGAUCGACGGCCGGCCCGUGAUGAAGGCGCCCAUCCCAAGUGGGACGAGGCCCAUGGCGGAUUUUGUCGUGCUCUUGAACAUUGCCAUGGGCGGGAAUGUGUGUCAGGGGCAGAUGCCCCGGGAGGGCAGUUAUGAUAUGGUCGUGCAUGAGUUGAAGAUGUUCGACGAGCCCGAGAAUGGAGGCUGGCAAAAGUUUGAGAUGGACUGGGCAAGGGUGAGGGAAGGUGAUAGGAUUUGA